This is a messenger RNA of Canariomyces notabilis, 1520 nucleotides long. RefSeq lists its product as uncharacterized. The transcript has a single exon. Bases 145 to 1248 code for a protein of 367 amino acids. The record is from RefSeq and is a predicted model, not a curated record. Lineage: Eukaryota; Fungi; Ascomycota; Sordariomycetes; Sordariales; Chaetomiaceae.
CACCUUCGGUUUCAAUCCCCUACCCCGUCAACUCAUAGGACCGGCAACACAGCUGCUGCUUGCUCCGGGAAUCGAUACUUGACUCGAUUCCUGAUGUCCUCCCAGUGUGUUUUCGUGGGAUUUUAGCUCCCUGGCGGCGGCGGCAUGGCUUCGGAUGGGUCUUCGCCCACAUGUUCGGGUCUUGGCCCGGCGACCAUCGACCCGGAGCUCCUGACCCUCAUAAUCACAACGUCGCCGACGCCUUCGGCGCCUUCAACCGAGCUACUGUCCAUGGUCAUCCUUUCCUUUCGUGAGUACUGCCCUGCAUUGACGCAAUGCAGGGUCAUUCUCGUGCUCGACACGUACGACCACAUCAGCUCUGCCCCUCGCCUUAAGAAAGGCCAUGUGACAGUAGAGGGCGCCCGGAAAUUCGCCGAAUACAAGGAGAACGCGAAGCGGCUCAUCCUCCACGAGUACGGGCCAAACGGAAGUGCUUAUUCGGAAGGGGACCUUAUUGCUUCGUCUGGCGAGGCCGAGUUUGGCUCCACGGCCUACGCACAACAGACGAACACGGUGCCGCUAACAAUCACCAAGACUUCGGAUGCACGCAUCGUGUUUGUCGAACCCUCGCAGCGUCUAGGGUUCGGUUUAGCAGUGCGCUCAGCCCUGAGGCUGACCGAGACACCCUACGUCUGGGUACAGCAGCACGAUUGGUCUCUUGUUUCAGCAAUCCCUCUCGGCCCGCUUCUCAGAGUGAUGCAACAGUCAGAACUAGAGAGUACGUCCUCGGAGGAUACGGAAACCGUCCGAGUGCCCAUCAAAUACGUUUGCUUUCCCACCGUAAGGAUGGUGCAGUACGCGACGUCUGACCACGUCAUGCUAUUCCCAGCCCUCCGGGCCCUGACACAGCUUCACAAGCAGAACUUCUCUGUCCAAUCCGGGGAUGGGAGUACGACCAAGAUUCCGCUCACUCCUCUGUUCUUCUGGCAUGACAAGCCGCACAUUGCGGCAACUGAGCAUUACCUCUCGGUCGUAUUCCCAAACCGCGCAGCGCUGCCCCGGGGCGCCUUCAUCGAGGAUACCAUCGGUCACCGUGCGCGGACGGAAAUGAAGAACGGAGAGUGGCGGAAGUGGGCUUGUUGGUUAUAUUACCCUGAUGAAGGGAAGCAGCUCUGCAUGAGACAUCUUAAGGGAAGGACCUGGCGGGGAACCGAGGCGGAACUCGCGCAGAAGCUGGAAUAUAUGCGGCUGACGUCGAGCGACUCAUAGAUGGGAAUCGUAUGUUCGGAUUGGAGAUAGACAAGUGUUUGGGCAGCGCCGAAUCUGGCGUGUCGACCACCUAGAGUACCCUUGUGGCGAUCGGCUUCCACUCUGAAACGGGCCUGUCUGUCGGUACAAGCCAGACCACUCCGCCAUCCCAACCGUCCAACUGGCUUCCAUCUUCGGUUUCGCCAGCGCUAUCCUGAGGUAGCUUGACCCCAGCUUCCCGCACCACCUUUGCCACCUGCUUCAUCACUUCAUCUUCCAUCGGUACAUCCCCG